Nomascus leucogenys (northern white-cheeked gibbon) is the source of this 1084-nucleotide messenger RNA. It is a transcript of the gene SPACA1, whose product is annotated as sperm acrosome associated 1. NCBI's taxonomy places the organism in Eukaryota, Metazoa, Chordata, Mammalia, Primates, Hylobatidae. Gene Ontology annotation, cellular component: acrosomal membrane. Gene Ontology annotation, biological process: acrosome assembly. The record is from RefSeq and is a predicted model, not a curated record.
GGAUUCGGAGCCGGGCGGCUACGGGCGGGGUGUCGCAGCUCUCUUCGACGUACCUGUCCUCAGGAGCUGCGGCGGCGACUGCGCCUCGGACGGCCGUCGGGGCCGAGAACCAUGAGCCCCAGGGGCAGGGGCUGCUCCGCCGGGCUGCUGCUGACGGUCGGCUGGCUGCUCCUGGCGGGCCUCCAGUCCGCGAGCGGGACCAACGUCACCGCUGCCGUCCAAGAUGCCGGCCUGGCCCACGAAGUCGAGGGCGAGGAGGAGACCGAUGACAACGACAGCGAGACCAAGGAGCACAACGCCCCUCCUGAAACCGAGGAUGUUUCAAAUGGGAAUGUCGUCAAAGAAGUAGAAUUCGGAAUGUGCACCGUUACAUGUGGUAUUGGUGUUAGAGAAGUUAUAUUAACAAAUGGAUGCCCUGGUGGUGAAUCCAAGUGUGUUGUACGGGUAGAAGAAUGCCGUGGACCAAUAGAUUGUGGCUGGGGUAAACCAAUUUCAGAAAGUCUUGAAAGUGUUAGACUGGCAUGUAUUCACACAUCUCCUUUAAAUCGUUUCAAAUAUAUGUGGAAACUUCUAAGGCCAGACCAACAAUCCAUUGUACUUGUAAAUGAUUCAGCAAUCCUAGAAGUACACAGGGAAAGUCACCCCUUGGCUUUCGAGUGUGACACACUGGAUAAUAAUGAAAUAGUAGCAACUAUUAAAUUCACAGUCUAUACGAGCAGUGAAUUGCAGAUGAGAAGAUCAAGCCUACCAGCCACAGAUGCAGCCUUAAUUCUUGUGCUGACCAUAGGAGUCAUUAUCUGUGUAUUUAUAAUCUUCUUAUUGAUCUUCAUAAUCAUAAAUUGGGCAGCAGUCAAGGCUUUCUGGGGGGCAAAAGCCUCUACACUUGAGGCACAAUCCGAGCAGAGUUCUGCGAGAUACAAAGAUUCAACUUCUCUUGACCAAUUACCAACAGAAAUGCCUGGUGAAGAUGAUGCUUUAAGUGAAUGGAAUGAAUGAUGUUUCAAUGAUAUAUAACAAACCAAAGGAUAUUACAGAAUAUUAGAUUCAUUAUUAUAAAAAUAAAAUAUACCUUGAAAUACUUUAA